Messenger RNA from Annulohypoxylon maeteangense, 863 nucleotides. RefSeq lists its product as uncharacterized. Gene Ontology annotation, molecular function: zinc ion binding; DNA-binding transcription activator activity, RNA polymerase II-specific. The record is from RefSeq and is a predicted model, not a curated record. The coding region runs from base 114 to 605 and encodes 163 amino acids. The transcript is spliced from 2 exons. Gene Ontology annotation, biological process: regulation of transcription by RNA polymerase II. NCBI's taxonomy places the organism in Eukaryota, Fungi, Ascomycota, Sordariomycetes, Xylariales, Hypoxylaceae.
CCCUUCCAGUGGAUAUGCUCUAAUUUAUCCCAUUUUCUAAUAAUUAAAAUACUUGUUUGUACAGUCACGCCUUUAACCAAUUACUACUGGGACGAGGCGCUGUUCUAGACACCAUGCGACGAUGGCUCAGCAAAACGAAAAGGCACUUACUCCCCAAGAACUCGCGAACAUGCUGUCUAGAAUGCAAGAUGAGAAAGAUCCAAUGUAACAGAAAGCGGCCAAGUUGCGGGAAUUGCGAGAGUGAAGAUCGAGCAUGUUGUUUCGAGGAUCAGUAUACUUUGCUGGAAGAGCAGUCGCCAGCGACACGGUCCUCGAUAGACCUGCGAUUCAUAUCCAAACUUCUGAAGCCCCCGACGACUGCGAAAACUUGGCCACCUAUUCGAGACUCCGGUGACUCUCAACAUUUAAGUUUAUUCCACCAUGUAGAAACUAGCGAGUCCGAUAGGAUGGUGGCCAUUCAACCCAUGGAGCCCCUCGUCCAAGCACAUAUAACUUCCGCGCUAUCAACCUCCUAUCUCAUGAACCAAUUACUGGCGUUUUCAACCCAGCACCUUAACAGUCUCUAUCCGGAUCAAAAUCGAGCCUACCAUAACCCAAAAAUAUGAUUAUAGAAUCAACCAUCGAGUCCCUAUCAAUACCAAAGAAAACGGCUUGGGUGAAACUACGGGGGUUGCUCAUAUUUUAGUUAUGCGCUAGUUCACAUACUGAAGCCCGAAUCAUAGGUGCUAUCGGCUAAACCCGGCUGACAUACAGGGGACACAGUACUGUAGGUAGUUUUUAACGUUAUACUGGGAACUACUGACGAUUAAGAAUGAUUAAUAUUCUUAGAAUCAUGCUAUGCCCGAGUUUGAGAAGUGUCCGAG